ACAAACGUCACGCCGUACCGUAAUUAAUAUUCAUGACCCAAACCUUCGCCAUAGUAGACGGAAAUGCAACAUACGAUAAGUUUAAAAAUGAGUGAUGGACUCUAGUUCACAGCAUCAACCUUGUACUGUGUUCUUUGAUUUAGAGACAACUGGUCUGGAUCCAUCAUGUGACAUCGUCCAGCUGGCUGCAGUGAGUGGGGGUCACACUUUCAACCUCUUUAUGGUUCCUCGUAAGCCGAUGCAGCCCAGCGCAUCCAGGAUAACGGGUUUCAGUGUGAGACGCCACCGUCUGUUUCUCCACCACAGGCCGGUCCUCACCAGCUCUCUCCGAGAAGCCCUGGUUUCCUUCAUAACCUUUCUCCAGAUGUUGGGCCGGCCUCUCCUGGUGGGUCACAACAUCCGUAGGUUUGACUGUCACGUUUUGGCCAGAGCUCUGGAUGAGUUCAGUCUUAGGUCAGACUUCCAGAAAGAGGUCGGCGGAUUCGUGGACACCCUUCCGUUGGCCCGACAGCUUCUCAAAGACAGUGGCCUCCAGAGCUUCAAGCAGGAGAACUUGGUUAAGACCCUCCUGGGAGUUUCGUAUGCGGCCCACAAUGCUCUAGAGGACGUUCAAGCCCUGCAGAGACUCUACUGGGCCCUCAAGCCCACAGACGAUCAGAUUCAGAAGCACAUUUUCACUCUGGACUCAUUAGCUACUGCGUCUGCCAAGCAUUAGGACCAUUGUUUAUGUGACCACUGGGUAUCACAAGAGAAGAAAGAGCAGAGGGAUGUUUGGAUGUCUGAUUGAUGAAAAAAAUAAAGUGAAGCAAAUUUGUACAUUUGUAAUAUUUUAUAUGAUUUGAACUAAAAUUGUACUGAUGUUUUUAAUUAAUAAAUAUAUUUAAAUAUU
Messenger RNA from Megalobrama amblycephala (Wuchang bream), 889 nucleotides. It is a transcript of the gene plex9.2, whose product is annotated as three prime repair exonuclease 4. Gene Ontology annotation, cellular component: cytoplasm. Gene Ontology annotation, biological process: DNA catabolic process. Gene Ontology annotation, molecular function: 3'-5'-DNA exonuclease activity; nucleic acid binding. The coding region runs from base 95 to 715 and encodes 206 amino acids. The transcript is spliced from 2 exons. The record is from RefSeq and is a predicted model, not a curated record. Lineage: Eukaryota; Metazoa; Chordata; Actinopteri; Cypriniformes; Xenocyprididae.